Molecule: messenger RNA, 1209 nt
Organism: Entamoeba invadens IP1
Lineage: Eukaryota; Evosea; Mastigamoebida; Endamoebidae
Product: 60S ribosomal protein L3, putative
Exons: 1
Coding region: 1-1209 (402 amino acids)
Biological process (GO): ribosomal large subunit assembly; translation
Cellular component (GO): ribosome; cytosolic large ribosomal subunit
Molecular function (GO): structural constituent of ribosome; RNA binding
Source: RefSeq, a predicted model, not a curated record
AUGUCGCACAGAAAGUUUGAAGCCCCAAGACACGGAUCUCUCGCAUUCCACCCAAGAAAGAGAGUUCAUCGUUUAAGAGCCGCUACCUCAGCGUUCCCGAAGGACAAGACGACCGACAAGCCUCAUUUGACCGGAUUCCUCGGAUUCAAGGCUGGUAUGACCCAUGUUAUUCGUGAGGUUAAGAGAACCAACACUAAGCUCCCAAAGGACGGAAUUUUGGAGCCAGUCACCAUCAUUGAAACACCACCAAUGGUCUGUGUUGGAUUUGUUGGAUAUAGAAAGACCGUCAAGGGUUUGAGACAAAUGUCCGUUGUCUUUGCUGAACACAUCAGCGACGAAUUCAAGAGAAGAUACUCAAAGAACUGGAAGAAGAGCAACAGAAGACAAUUUGCCGUCCACACCGAGACUUACAAUGACGUUAAAGUGAAGGCCAAGAGAGAAAGAAUCAUUAAAAUGAUGAAGAACAACGCCGAUUUCAUUAGAAUCAUUGCUCACACCCAAAUGGCCCUUGUCCCAUUGAAGCAAAAGAAGGCUGAAGUUAUGGAAAUCCAAGUCAACGGUGGAUCUAUUGCUGAUAAGAUCGACUUCGCUACUGGACUCCUCGAGAAACAAAUUAGCGUCGACUCCAUCUUCGGAAAGGACGAACCAAUUGAUAUUGUUGCUGUCACUAAGGGUCACGGUUUCAACGGUGUCAUCAAGAGAUUCGGUGUUAGACACUUGCCAAGAAAGACGCACAGAGGUCUCCGUAAAGUCGCUUGUGUCGGCGCAUGGCAUCCAGCGAGAGUCGGAUGGACUGUUGCUCGUGCUGGUCAGAUGGGUUUCUUCAAGAGAACCGAAGUCAACAAGAAGAUCUACAGAAUCGGUGCCGGUGCUCUUAGAAACGCUAACACUGAGUUCGAUUUCACUGAGAAGGACAUCACCCCAAUGGGUGGUUUCCCACACUACGGUAUUGUCAAGAACGACUUCUUGAUGAUCAAGGGUACUUGCGCUGGUAUCAGAAAGAGAGUUAUUACCUUGAGAAAGGCUUGCAAUCCAUCCACCACCAGAAUUGCUCAAGAAGAGAUUUCACUCAAGUUCAUCGAUACUUCAUCCAAAUACGGUCACUCUAGAUUCCAGACUACUGCUGAAAAGAAGGCCAGACUCGGCGCCAUGAAGAAGGACUUCAUCAAGCAACAAGCUGAGAAGGUCGAAGCCGGAAAGAAACUCUAA